GUUGUUUUUGUCGUUUUUAAAGUUUUAAAGUUUUUGUGGUUUUUUUUUUUGUUUUUGAUAUUCAAAAUUUCGUCCAUUUUUUUCUUCUCAUUGUGAUAAUUGUGUUAUAUUUUGCACACAAAUUUUUCUUCCAUUCCGUUCCGUUAAUGUUUUCUUGGGGUUAAAUCGCAAAAAUAACCACUACCAGCCAACGACAGCAACACUGAUCAUCAUUUUCACAUUUGAAAUUUGUCGAUUUUCUUCAUUUUUCCGAUUUCAAAUCAUCGAAAAUGUUUUCCAAACUAAAAACAACAUCUUCGUCAUCGUCGUCAUUAUUGAAUCCGGCCAGUCCAACAUUAUCGAUAAGCUCAAAUUGCAGUAGCAGUGGCAAUAGCCAAUAUAAUAUUGAUGUUAAUCCAAUUGCACAAUAUUUUGAAUGUGGUAAACAAAUCGGUUCAGCCGGGCCGGAAUUAGCAUGGAAAAUUUUCGAUGCCGUUCGUAAAUCGGAUUCGAAAGAAGUAUCAUUAUUUUUCUAUGAUAAACGUCAAGCUGAUAAAUUACAUAAACCAAAACGUAAAGAAAUGAUUGCCGAAAUAUUGCGAUUCAGUAUAAGACAAUUAGAUCGUUUUCGUCAUCCACGUAUUCUGGCUAUUGUACAUUCGGUUGAAGAAUCAAGUGAUACAUUAGCAUUUGCAACCGAACCAGUAUUGGGUAGUUUAGCAAAUUGUUAUGAAUAUUUGGAAGACAGGUUGCCACAAUCAUAUGAACCAUCACCAUUGUUACGUGAACAAAAUUUAUUAGAUUUUGAAAUUAAAUAUGGUUUAUUACAGAUUAUCGAAGCAUUAAUACAUUUACAUCAAAAUUGUCGUGUUAUUCAUCGUAAUAUAUCACCACAAUCAAUAUUGAUCAAUAAAAAAGGUACAUGGAAAUUGGCUGGUUUUGAAUUUAUGGAAAAAUGUAGUAACAACAGUAAUGAUUGUAACAAUGAUCUAAUGAAUGUCAUUACAUGUCAACCAUAUACAAGUAAAUUACCUAAAAUGGGACAACCAGAUUUAGAUUUUAUUGCGCCCGAAGUACAAACACAAUCAUUAUGUACAAUAAAUAGUGAUAUGUUUUCAUUAGGUUUAUUAAUAACAUUUCUUUAUAAUAAUGGACGAUCAUUAAUACAAGCAAAUUUGAAUGCAUCCAAUUAUUUAAAACAACUUGAUGCGUUAAAUAUAUCGCUCAAUCAAUUGCUGCCAAAUAUUCCAUCUGGACUACAUGAAUCAUUGAAAAGUUUACUUGAAAUUGAUUAUAAAAAACGUCCUACAUCACAAAAUUUAACAACGUCCAAAUAUUUUAUCGAUCCAAGUGUACAGGCCUUACAUUAUUUGGAUAUAAUACAGAUGAAAGAUUCGAUACAUAAAUCAAAUUUUUAUCAUAAUUUAAAAAAUCUUUUACCAACAAUACCAACGAAAUUAUGGUAUCAACAUAUAUUACCAUCAAUGGUUGGUGAAUUGGAAAGUCCGGAAGUAUUAGCAGCAGCAUUACAACCAAUAAUCUAUAUGAUUAAUCGUUCAACGAUGGAACAAUUUCAACAAUAUAUUCUACCAUUUAUUAAGAAUAUAUUUCAGAUGCCAAAAUCUGUUCAG
Molecule: messenger RNA, 1610 nt
Organism: Dermatophagoides pteronyssinus (European house dust mite)
Lineage: Eukaryota; Metazoa; Arthropoda; Arachnida; Sarcoptiformes; Pyroglyphidae
Gene: bma
Product: SCY1-like protein bma
Biological process (GO): protein phosphorylation
Molecular function (GO): protein kinase activity; ATP binding
Source: RefSeq, a predicted model, not a curated record